CAUAAUGUCCAACGUCUAGUAUCUGCUUUUUCCUGAGAAUAGCCCAACACCUGCAGGGUGUGGUCAUUAUUGGACACCCCCUCACUUUCUGUGGAAUGCUACAGCCCUCAUGUAUAUAAGCCCAGGUACUGGCUGAUGUGUACCAUUGUGUUGAGAACUUUGCAAAAAUGAGUGGUGGGCAGCAGGAGCCUGAACCCAGGUCACCUACUAAAGAGGAUCAAGAUAUUCUUGACAAGGUGAAAGAACAGUUUGUGAAACGGUCCGGGACGAACCCCAGUGAAUUUCAGGCAAUCCUCGUCAGUACUAUGGUUGCUAAUAGCAUAAUAAGCUUAGGAUAUCUUUUCAAGGUUUACACCGGAGGGGACACUUAUAGUCACCUUAAAGUUCAUUACACCAAUCAUCUACAGCGGGGGCCAAAUCUGGAGAAUUUCCUACUGAAUAAGACGAAGGAUGAGAAGCUGGAGUUUUUCUUAGAUGGAGAUGAUAACCGAGAAUGAACAUUAAGAAUCCUCGAAGUACAAAUAUUCCCCCAGUUCACUUUUUAGUCGCCACAAAAUUCCUAAUGAAAUCAUACUGACCCUCAAUCACGUCAUCGCGUACCAGGAGGUGGAUGUCCAUGCCGGUUUGGUGAUUAUUUUUACGCUGGCAUCUCUUUUAACCUUGUGUAAGUGUAUUUCUUUAUGCAAUAAAGCAUUUUAACACUAUAA
Molecule: messenger RNA, 707 nt
Organism: Rana temporaria (common frog)
Lineage: Eukaryota; Metazoa; Chordata; Amphibia; Anura; Ranidae
Product: leukocyte cysteine proteinase inhibitor 1-like
Exons: 3
Coding region: 168-497 (109 amino acids)
Source: RefSeq, a predicted model, not a curated record